This is a messenger RNA of Lodderomyces orthopsilosis Co 90-125, 1056 nucleotides long. RefSeq names its product origin recognition complex subunit 6. Gene Ontology annotation, biological process: DNA replication. Gene Ontology annotation, cellular component: nuclear origin of replication recognition complex. Gene Ontology annotation, molecular function: DNA binding. Bases 1 to 1056 code for a protein of 351 amino acids. The record is from RefSeq and is a predicted model, not a curated record. The transcript has a single exon. NCBI's taxonomy places the organism in Eukaryota, Fungi, Ascomycota, Pichiomycetes, Serinales, Debaryomycetaceae.
AUGGCAUCAAAUCAAAUCAAACAGUCGAUCAAAGACAUUAUUCCAUCUUAUUCUGGUGAAAACUUGAACAAGUUAUCAACCUACAUUGACUCAUUAUACAAUCUAAGCUUACGGAAAAGUAGCACUUUGCCCAACAAUGCUGAAAUUGGUCGUUACCACUUGUGUACUUACGUGAUUGCUGAAAAAUUUCAAACCAUCUUCAAACUACCCCCGCCUGAUGUAACACGAAUACCUAUAAAGCCUCAGGUUGUCUCUCGGUUAUUAACAGACUUUCGUGAAUUGGUCAAUCAAAUGUCUGCAGCGAGUACGCCAACAUCCAGUCCAAAGAAACGUACUUCAAGUCCUUUGAAAAUUUCGACACCAAAUAAGCUGGAUAUGAAACAGUCUGGAUCUCCAUUGAAGAAGUUGAAAGCUGCGGCUGUUGCAGAAGACAGCAGUGCUAAUUUCGAACAGAAGAGCCCCGUAAAUAAGGAGAGUAAAUCCCCAUUUGUGAGCAAAGCUGGCACAUCUAAAAGGAAGACUUACAAAUACGACUUCAAAGUUGUACUGAUUAGUGACUUCAUUACAUUUUGCAAUACUUUUUACAUUCCUAGCAAAUACACCAUACGGAUGUUGUCUACUUUUUAUUUGCACAAGCAUAAGUUUGCAAAGAAAACAGAUUGGUCAUUAGCAUGUGGAAUCGUUUACACAGCCUAUACUCGAAUAAAUCAUAAAUUACUACACGAAAAGGUGGGAGCAAAAUCUGAAUUUAUGAAUUUGCUUUUACAAUAUCAAAAAGGUGCAUUGCUGAAGGCGUCCCUACAAUCAUGGUGUACCUUGGUCGAAGAGUGGAUUAGAGAGGAGUCGUGGGUACAAGACAUAGAAAAACAGUACAUGUAUGGCAGUGAGGCUUUGAUGGAAAACACUUUGAACAAAGAGUAUAUAGGCAUGAUAGGCGAAGGCUGGGACUUGAUGGAACGGUUUGGCACUAUGCUUCACGGAGAGGUGUUGUAUCAAUCUGACACUCAAAAUGAAUACUUUACCACCUGGUCGAGGAGGUUAAUAGGAGAUUUAUAG